Messenger RNA from Ilyonectria robusta, 867 nucleotides. RefSeq lists its product as uncharacterized. The record is from RefSeq and is a predicted model, not a curated record. The transcript has 2 exons. NCBI's taxonomy places the organism in Eukaryota, Fungi, Ascomycota, Sordariomycetes, Hypocreales, Nectriaceae. The coding region runs from base 1 to 867 and encodes 288 amino acids.
AUGCGUUUCACCGUUGCUGCCGCCGUUCUGGCUUCCUCGGCUAUGGCCGCCCAGGAGGUUUCCACCGACUACACCACCAAGCUGAUCACCAUCAUCUCUUGCGCCCCGGAGGUCACCAACUGCCCCGCUGACCAGACUUCCGUCACCUCGACCGUCCUUCCUCUGACCACCAGCACUGUCUACUCCACCCGCCUCAACACCGUUGUCGGCUGCCCCUCCAACGUCGUCAAGUGCCCUGCCAAGAGCACCGUCAUCGAGACCGAGACCAUCGCCGUCUCCACCACUGUCUGCCCCGUCACUGAGACCGAGGCCACUGAGGUUCCCGUGAAGACCACCAGCAUCAAGGUCCCUGUGGAGACCACUCCCACUUACGAGGUCCCCGAGGAGACCACCAGCGUCGAGGUUCCUGAGGAGACUACCCCCACCUACGAGGUCCCUGUGAAGACCACUGGCGAGAACUCCCCCGAGACUCCCUCCGAGACCGUGUCUUACAAGGUCCCCGUUGUCUCCAUCACCACCAAGCCCUCCAACGGCACCGUCCCGGCUGGUUCCACCUACGUUCCCUUCGCCACCACCACCCUGUCGUCUCCCGAGCAGUGUGUUCCCUCUUCCUCGGUGACUGCCAUCACCAAGAGCUACACUACUGUAUACACCUCGGUUGAGUACUCUACCAUUCAGAUCCCCUGCUCUUCUGCUGCCGUCGAGACCUCUUACAUCCCUCCCGUUGCUACCACCCCCGCUGGCGGCAACAGCUCCGUUCCCACCACUAGCAGCACUCCCCCCGUCGUCACUGGUGGCGCUUCCUCUUUCGCCGGCUCUGCCUUCUUCGCCGCUGCUGCCGGCGUUGCCGCUAUUGUCCUUGCUUAA